GUGGUUUUUGCAACAUGAGAAGCAGACCCAAAGACAACAACUACUUCAUUAGCUGGAAAACGAGACACAUUUUCUGAUCCUUUCUUCCUUCAAUGCCCUUCUAUUCGGUAUCCGUACUGGAAUGUGCGUGUGGGAAUGCUGAUCAAAAUUGGGAUUGAUGAAAAUUUCCUGAAAUCAAUAUCUGAUAUGUUAUACAUCUCAAAGCAUCUAAGAAAGACUAAUGAUACCUGCAACACUUUCUGGAAUGGGUUUAGAGGCAGGUAGCAAUAAUGACACUAUAAACAUGUUAGAUGAGCUUUGGCCUCUUAAUGUUAUUGAUCCAGAAAAGUCGAAGUUUCCAUGCUGUUUAGUUUGGACUCCACUUCCAGUUGUCUCGUGGCUGGCACCUUUUAUUGGACAUGUUGGCAUAUGUCGGGAAGAUGGCUCUAUUCUAGAUUUUUCUGGGUCUAAUCUUGUAAAUGUAAAUGAUUUUGCAUUUGGUGCAGUCGCCAGAUACUACCAACUUGACAGAAGACAGUGUUGCUUUCCUGCGAAUCUAUCUGGGCACAAGUGCGAGCAGCAUCGCUACAAGCAUCACGAGUUUGGGACUGCUAUAUCUUGGGAUGACGGUCUAGAAUCAAGUAUGCGUCACUACGAGAAUAAAUCAUACAAUCUCUUCACGUGUAACUGCCACUCGUUUGUGGCCAACUGUCUCAACCGCCUAUGUUGCGGUGGGUCAAUGAGCUGGAAUAUGAUUAACAUUGCUGCACUUGUACUGUGUAAGGGGCGAUGGGUGGAUGUGAAGUCUGUCCUUCGAUCUUUCCUGCCUUUUGUGGUGGUGGUUUGCCUUGGAAUUUACAUGGUUGGGUGGCUCUUCUUGAUUGCCCUGUUAUCUUUUUCUUUUAUGCUUCUUGCUUGGUUUGUGGUUGGAACCUAUUUUAUCAAGAACAUACUAGACUGUUAGAUGCAUGGCCAAAUUGUAAUAAAAAUUCUAACUUCUGUAAGUUGAAGAUGGCAGAAUGAUACAGUGAAGUGUAUAUUUAGAGGUUACGUUCAAACUCGAAUUUUGUGCAUGCUUGGUUUGGAUGGUUGUUUUUAGGAGGAAUGAAGUGUAUAUUUAUAGAAUUAUUUCAAAAUUCGUAUGUCAUGUUUUUCUGUUA
Spinacia oleracea (spinach) is the source of this 1139-nucleotide messenger RNA. RefSeq names its product protein REVERSION-TO-ETHYLENE SENSITIVITY1. The transcript has 3 exons. Gene Ontology annotation, cellular component: Golgi apparatus; endoplasmic reticulum. NCBI's taxonomy places the organism in Eukaryota, Viridiplantae, Streptophyta, Magnoliopsida, Caryophyllales, Amaranthaceae. Bases 221 to 943 code for a protein of 240 amino acids. Gene Ontology annotation, biological process: response to ethylene; regulation of ethylene-activated signaling pathway. The record is from RefSeq and is a predicted model, not a curated record.